AUUUAUAGUUUAAAUAAAAACAAAUAAAAUUACUUAACUACCCUCACCCACCCAAUCCCUAUUCUUCCCCUUCUUUCUUUCUCUUUCUUUCUUUCCUGCCUUGGGUCUCCACUUCCGAUGGCUACUCUGGGUCUCAUCGGAAACCAGCCUGCUGGGUCUCGUCGGAACCCAACAAGGGAGACCCAGCCAGGCUGGGUUCGACGAGACCCAGCCUUGCUGGGUUCAACGAGACCCAGAUCUGCUGCGUUCCGUCCAACCCAGCAAGCCAGGGUCUCGUCAAACCUAGCAAGCCUGGGUCUUGUCGAACCCAGCCAGUCUCCCUUGCUGGGUUUCGACGAGACCUAACAAGCUGGGUUUCCCCGAACCCAAUAAGACUGGGUU
Messenger RNA from Rubroshorea leprosula, 381 nucleotides. Lineage: Eukaryota; Viridiplantae; Streptophyta; Magnoliopsida; Malvales; Dipterocarpaceae. The record is from the annotation of a GenBank genome assembly.